Molecule: messenger RNA, 4605 nt
Organism: Phymastichus coffea
Lineage: Eukaryota; Metazoa; Arthropoda; Insecta; Hymenoptera; Eulophidae
Product: phospholipase DDHD1-like
Exons: 12
Coding region: 1176-3176 (666 amino acids)
Cellular component (GO): cytoplasm
Molecular function (GO): glycerophospholipase activity; metal ion binding
Source: RefSeq, a predicted model, not a curated record
UUUUCUCGCCUUGCAUUAGGGUACGCUCACUCGAUAUUUUGAUUGACUAACUUUUAAAGUUCUUUAUUGUUUCGUCUAAAAAAAGAGAGUCGACAUUUACCGCGCACGUCCCCUAUUGAAAAUCAAUAAACGGAUAAAAAAAUGCUCGCCUUCUAUUCGUUGAGUCAGUAUUGCGGCACGGACAUGUUUGAAGAUAACGGGGAUGAUUCAUAUUUUUAAUCAAAUAUUGGCAUUAGGCUAUAUUUCGCCUUGCUGUGUCAGCUCUCUCUCUCUCUCUCUCUCUCUCUCGAAUGUAAUCAGCGAAACCUAAUUUAUGAUUAUAGAUGCUAAUCGACUUUAGUAUAUCAAAUUCACCAAAAAAUAUAUCAUGAUGAUCGGUAAGUGCGCCUAUUCUCUUAUCAUUAGCGCGCGUGAAAUUUUCUAAAAAAAAUAUAUCACGGAUAACAAUAUCAUUUUACCAGUGUCGACGCAGCAAUAAGGUCAUUUAGCCGCUUGACUAACAGUAGAGUUAGAAACUCAUUCAUUCGGCGUAACGAAAAAAAAAACAUAGAAAGAAUCGAGGAGUAGAGCAAGGAAACAAUAAAGAAUGAUAUAGAGCUACUACUUUCGAGCUGAUUACUUUCGAGAAAUUGUUCUACUGGCUAACAAAAAGGAAUAGCUCGGCAAGCAAAACGCUCGACACUGUAUACUACCACGGCACUCCUCUAUAAUACUCGUCGUCGUCGUUACUACCCGUGUACGUGCACCUCCUCUCCUCUCUCGUCAAUUUCGCAAAAAUAAUGUACGUACCGAUGACGCGUGUCGUCGUCCCUUGCGCGCCGACAAUACCGUGCUACGUCUCACUCAUCAGAUCUCACGAGCAAAGUGCGCCAGUCACGUUGUUCCGCAAGGACGAACUCAUCGAAAAACACUUUUUCGUUCAUACCGCUCGUUGAUUAAUUAAUAUCAUCUUUAUCGACGAUUUUCCGCGCCUUAUCUACCUAUAGUUUUUCGCUCUCCUUUGGAAAGCUCUAAUCUGUCCCCUCACGCGCCUGUCUGUAUAUGCAAUUUUUAUCGCGACAGUCUGACUGCGAUAUUCUGCAGUGUGCUAUAUCGAGAAAAAUGCCGGCCUAAAGCUGUUGCUGUGGAGCUGUCUGUCAAGGCUCUUUUAAAAGAAGGUGCACGCACAUUGAAAAAUGGAAAUUUCCGUGUCGCCACUUCAGUACUUGUUACGGUGCGUACUGCUCGAGGAUCCAGAGACAACAGCGAUCAAGGCGCCAGUAGCUCUCGAUCUUGGAUCCCUCAUUCUUAACACCUCCAGGUGUGUCAUACUCGUCGGCGCUGUCAUUCUGGUUAAGAGAAUGUCCGCCAAUUUGUUUGUCGAUGUUGACCCUUUCAGCGAGACUCCCUUGGAAACUGAUGUCACUCACACUGAUUGCCAUCUGUCAGUCAACGGAAUAGACAACGAAAAUAAUGAUACUAAAAAAGAUAAACCAAAACAAUUGCUGUUUGCUGAACCAUUAAAACCUGAAGAAGUUCGAUGGCUGUACAAAGAUGAUGUUAAUAAAAGAUGGAUGGAAUUCUGUGGUUAUGAUAGUCUCAGAAUUGAAAAUACCUGGAGAUCAAAACAGAGUAAUGUAAAUGAAGACGGAAACAAAGACAAUGCUAUGAACAUUGAAAGAGUUGUUGUUAGAGGUGGAAUGUAUGAUGUUGAAUUGGAAAACAUGAAGUGUGUUUCUAUAUACUGGCCAGGAGAAGAAUGGGAAAUAAUGAGAGGUAUAUGGUUCUAUGAUGGAAGCUGGAUACCAUUAGAAAUGGAUCAUUCAGAAGUACUCGAAGAAGCACAUUUGAAGAUAUUUCAAAAACAAACUUUAACACAAUCAAGUUCUACGCCAAAUUUGGGUACUCCAACACAUACAUAUAAAGUGAUUCAUACUGAACAUUUUACUCAAUACCACAUUGAUUGGCAUGCAAUAGAUGAUGUGGUUUUACAUAGUGAAUACACACCUUCCAAAUUGAUGCGUAGUGUCACAUCUAAGUUUGGUUUCACUAAAACUACUGGAUAUAGAUUAGUAAGAGGGUAUAAAGAGCUAGCCACAAUGGAAGAUAAACCUGAUGAUAUUGAUCAUUUAGUAUUUGUAGUUCAUGGAAUUGGCCAGAAAAGAGAUACAGGAAAAAUUAUUCGGAAUACAUCGAUGUUCAGAGAAUGUGUUGAAAGAAUGAAACAAAAGUAUUUUCCAACUUCUGAACACAGAGUAGAAUUUUUCCCUGUUGAGUGGAGGUCAUCAUUAAAACUCGAUGGAGAUAUUGUUGAUGCAAUAACGCCAUACAGUGUCUUGAGUAUUCGACAUCUUCUCAAUACAUCUGCAAUGGAUAUCCUAUAUUACACUAGUCCUUUAUAUGGUGGAGAAGUCAGAGCUGGUCUCCAGAAAGAAUUGAAUAGGUUAUAUUUUAUGUUCAUAAGUCGACAUCCAGGUUGGCAAGGGAAAGUAUCAGUACUAGCACAUUCACUUGGAUGUGUUAUAGUUUAUGAUAUUGUCACAGGAUGGGUUGGUUAUGAAUCUCGUCCUCCAGGUUCACCUCAGCGUUUGACAGGUUUACAAUUUCCUAUUGAGAACUUAUUCUGUUUAGGUUCUCCGUUAUCUGUAUUUCUAGCUUUACGCACACGCACGCCGUCCAACAGAUUAGAUUUAAUGCCAGAAUAUUUGUGUAAGAGGUUUUACAACAUAUUUCAUUGGUCAGAUCCUGUUGCAUAUCGCAUGGAACCAUUGAUAGAGAGAGGAUACAGUAAGAUAGAACCAGUUCUUAUACCACCACAUGGGGGUAUUGACAACCAUUUAGAUCAACAACAACCCUCUUCAAUGAACAAUGGUGAUCAGAGCAAUCCACAGUCAGAUAACGACGAAAGAGAUGAUCUAAGCCCAACAGAUACACCAAGCAAAACUGCAGACAGAGGUUGGAGCUUAUGGGGCUUAGUAAGAGCUGGAUGGAAUGCCAAAGAAGAUACGUCACCAACUCCUGAUAAUCCACCGAUUCAGCCUGAGCAAGAAUUGGCUCAACGUUUAGAUUAUGUGUUGCAAGCUGUUGGAAUAGGUCGUAAUUAUUUAUAUAGUGUAACAGCUCAUACUGCUUAUUGGACUAAUUGCGAUGUUGCUUAUUUUGUGUUAACGAGAACAUUUCCAACUUUGGAAACGUGAUGUUGGUACAUAAUUUUAGUGAGAGAGUUGUAUCAGAGUACGCUGGAAAUAACUAGUCUAAUAUGGGCCUAUACGGCCUGAGCUUGAAAAUAGGCCUGCCACCAAAAACAAUCUGUGAUAAUGGAAAAACGAUACAAUAAUACAACAAAAUUAAUGUUAUACGAAUGAUUUUUAAUUAUUUGCACUUAGAAUGUUAAAACUUUAAAUAUAUAAAAUUUUACGCGUAUCGCUCAUAAAAAGCUACUAUGUAAUUAAUUUGAAAUCGGAGCAUGCUUCUUGUAUUGAUAGUUAAAAAUAUCAUAUUUGAAGUAAAUGAUUCACGUAAUAAUUUGUUUAAAAAUGUAGUACAAAUUAAAUUUUGCUAUAAUACUGGUUUAUUAAUGCAAAUACUUGACAAUAUUUAAUCUUUGACUGUUCAAAUAUCUUGUCAGUUAUAUAAUCAUUGAAAUGCUAUUUUGAAGCAUAACAGUAUUGAAAGAUGGCCAAAUUGAGUUUUGAUAACUUACAACAUAAUUGUAUUGAAAAAAAAGAAAUGUUAAAAUAACUUCCUUCGAAAUUUAUUUUAAAGUAUGUAAGGCAUAAAUUGAAAAGUAACUUUAUUUUCUUAUUUAAGUUUAUAAAUUAUGUAUAAGUUUUCUCUACAGCACGAUUUGCAUUAUGUUUAGUUACUAUUUGGUUUCACGUUUUUCAAAAUAAAAUUCAUUGUAUCAUGAACGAAAAUCUGUAGGAAAAUAGUACAAUUAUUAACACCAAGAAAUAUAAAAUCAAUAUAGAAAUAUUAUUGCAAUUAUAUUCAAUGAAAAUCGAUACCAUUUUUUAUAUUGAGUAAUAUAAUAUAUCAGAAUUAUUAUAACUAAAAUUUAAUAAGACUUGAAUGAACUAUAUCAUAUCUUCACAUACUCAUUAAUUCAUGAUAAAUCUUUAAUCAAUACUGCAGACUUAUAGCUUAAUUGUAUCAAUGUAGCACCAAACUUUAUGGAAAUUAAUAUAAAAAUAUCAAAAAUAUCGAAAGAAUGUAGGAUAAUUCUCACGAUAAACUUUCAAAACAAUCGUUCUGAGACCAAAUCAACGUAGAUAUAUUUUGUUUCACAAAAAGUAGAAAUAUUCUUUUUAAUUAUAAAAACUAAUUGCUUUCUGCAAUUUUGUAUAUAGCAACAGUUCAUGUGGUUCUUUCACGUAAACUAUUUGUAUAAAGUAUUGUUAACACCAAAUUAUAAAGAUUACCGUUUUAGACUAUGUUUGAUACUUUUAUGAGUGAACAAAACAAAUAAAAUUAUGUUCGAAAAUACGAGCCAUUAUCUGUGAUGCCAUAAAUAUUAUUGGUAGAUUGAUAGAUCAUGAAUCUACAAAAAGUAUAUGAUGUUAACAUUGUAAUUUGUCAGGCUCGAUCAAUUAUAACGUUAUGAAAAUUGGUAAAAUUAUAAAUGAA